GACGUGACUACCAAAGCCACCACCUGUUCUGUCUUCUUCGCAUGGCUUUUUAAGUCAAAAUCAUUUCUCUCCUCCUCUUCAUUCUACUAAUCAUCCUCGAGAUAAAACUUGUAACAACCCAACAACAGCUAAUGGAUCCUCCCUUCGACCACUCACACCACCACCACCAUCACCACCACCAACGCGACGACAACGAAGAUGAUCGUCAAUCCUUCGGCGCACCACCACCGCCACGCAACAACUUCGCCGAUGCUCCUCCACCCCCUGGUCUUUACCACUCACAGCCUCAUCUCGAUCCCUACGCGCCUCCUCCCCCAGUGCCGUCGUCUUACGGAUCAGAACCUCAAUACAACCCUUACGCUCCUCCUCCGCCUUACUUCGAAGCUCCGGCACCACCGCCUCCGUUCGGUCACGUGAGCCAUGUCAGCCACCACACUUCCGAAGAACCAGACCACCACCGUUACGGAGCUUACCCGCCGCAUAAUUCGUCCUUGGAAAGCUACGGAGACAGCACCGGCGUCGUGCACGUGUCCCACCAUAGCUCACAUCAAACCGACAUGCCUUCUGGUUUCCACCACCUCCCUGAUGAUGAGAACCGUCUUCCUGAUAAUCUCGCCGGACUCGCGGGUAGACAAACGGUGAAGGUGUAUUCCAAAGCAGAGCCUAACUAUUAUCUGACGAUCAGAGACGGUAAGGUCAUUCUCGCCCCAGCCGAUCCUUCUGAUGAAGCUCAGCACUGGUACAAAGACGAGAAGUACAGCACUCGUGUGAAAGACGCAGAGGGCCAUCCUUGCUUCUCUCUUGUAAACAAGGCCACUGGUGAAGCCGUGAAGCAUUCUGUUGGAGCUACACAACCUGUGAAUCUAGUCAGAUAUGAUCCUGAUACUCUCGAUGAGUCUGUGCUGUGGACUCAGAGCAAGGAUUUGGGUGAUGGGUAUCGAACGAUAAGGAUGGUAAACAAUGUGGGGUUGAAUGUUGAUGCGUUUCAUGGUGACAGCAAAUCUGGUGGUGUCCGUGAUGGCACAACUAUUGUCCUCUGGGACUGGAACAAAGGAGAUAACCAGCUUUGGAAGAUCUUCCCUUUCUGAAAUUUGGCGGGUGGGAGUGGUAAAAAGUGGUAUGUGUGUUAAUGAAUAAAGAAAAUAAACAAAACUUCGUUUUGUUCAUUGUUGUGGUGUCUGUAAGACUUGAGUUUGUAACAUUGUGAUCUGUAGUCUGUUUUAAAUCAUAUCUUAAAAGUAUGCAAUAUUACAUAUGUGGUUUAUGUAUUUUAUCAUCUUUUUAUAUCUU
Messenger RNA from Brassica oleracea var. oleracea, 1290 nucleotides. Its product is annotated as protein HOMOLOG OF MAMMALIAN LYST-INTERACTING PROTEIN 5. The transcript is spliced from 4 exons. Lineage: Eukaryota; Viridiplantae; Streptophyta; Magnoliopsida; Brassicales; Brassicaceae. The record is from RefSeq and is a predicted model, not a curated record. Bases 132 to 1088 code for a protein of 318 amino acids.